Messenger RNA from Melanotaenia boesemani (Boeseman's rainbowfish), 1303 nucleotides. Its product is annotated as zona pellucida sperm-binding protein 3-like. The record is from RefSeq and is a predicted model, not a curated record. The transcript is spliced from 9 exons. The coding region runs from base 59 to 1279 and encodes 406 amino acids. Gene Ontology annotation, cellular component: extracellular matrix. Gene Ontology annotation, biological process: positive regulation of acrosome reaction; binding of sperm to zona pellucida; egg coat formation. NCBI's taxonomy places the organism in Eukaryota, Metazoa, Chordata, Actinopteri, Atheriniformes, Melanotaeniidae. Gene Ontology annotation, molecular function: acrosin binding.
AUUCCUUUCACAGAGCACUUUGUUUCAGAAGAAGAGACGGAACAAACGUGUGACAGAAAUGAUGUUGUUUAUCAGGCUGUCUUUAUGCUUAUUCUGUGGAGCUUUAGCUGUAGCAGCUGCUAUUUGGAAGGUAAAUCCGAACAUCGUACCUCCAGCCAGCAGGAGUGAAACUCCGAGACCACACAAGCCUCAACUUCAGCAGCCCAGGGAUGUCCAGCAAGAGAAGCAGUUCACCAGAGAACCUUUAGCGUGGAGGUAUCCUGAGCCACCAGCAGAGGAGGAGUCCCUCUUCCCUCCACAUUUUGAGCUCAAGGUGCCAAUGCGGGCUGAAAGCGUCGGGGCAAUCUGUGGUGAGAACUCUGUCCGGGUGGAGGCCAAAAAAGACCUGCUGGGGAUCGGUAAACCUGUCUUAACUGAAGAUGUCACACUGGGAGGAUGUGCUGCCGUAGGCGAGGAUCCUGAAGCUGAAAUCAUGAUCUUUGAGUCCGAGCUGCAUGGUUGUGGCAGUCACCUGCUGAUGUCUGAAGACCUGCUGACCUAUGCAUUCACAUUACUUUACACCCCCACUCCUCUGGGAGACGGGUCCAUCGUUCGAGGAAGUGACGUCUCAGUCAGUAUCGAGUGCCACUACCAGAGGAAGCAUGACGUAAGCAGUGGGCUGCUGAAGCCGACCUGGAUUCCAUUCACCGACAGCAAAUACUCAGAGGAAAGUCUUUACUUCUCCCUGCAACUCAUGACUGACGACUGGCAGCUCCCUCGGCCAUCUUCUCAGUUCCUGCUGGGUGACAUAAUGAAGUUUGAAGCCUCAGUUAAGCAGUUUCAUCAUGUUCCUCUACGAGUGAAUGUGGACAGCUGUGUGGCCACUGUUGUCCCGAAUGCUGACACUGUCCCUCGAUACAGCUUUCUUGGAAACAGCGGAUGUCUGUUCGACAGUCAGCUGACAGGCUCCAGCUCCAAGUUCCUGCCUCGGACUCGGGAUGACAAGCUGCACUUCCAGGUGGAGGCGUUUAGGUUUGAGCAGGACUACAGCGGCGUGCUUUACAUCACCUGCAGUAUGAAAGCCACAGCUGCUGCUGCACCAGUCAGUGCAACAAACAAGGCCUGUUCAUUUACCAACGGGUGGAGGGAAGCCAGCGGCAUUCAUCACACCUGCUCCUGUUGUGAUACUGACUGCAGUAGUGGCAGGAGCGACCUGGACGGGAUGGGUGCUAUAUCAGAGCGAGAAACGGUUUUUGGACCAAUCGUAGUGAAGGAAAGACCUCAACGAGGGAGAAACUAAAGUCCAAUAAAACUGGCACACAGA